GAGCUGGUUAAUCAGGGAAAAGAAGCAAACCCAAACCCAAACGAAUAAAUUGAGGUUUGAACCCAAAGCCAGCGGAGCCGCACGGCCGCAGCGACGAGCAGGGGCGGUGAAAGUGCUUUUUUUCCCAGGGUUUAGGUAAAAAGAGAAAAAAAAUCCCCAAACAACCCAAAAAAGGGAAGAGAGACUGGUGAAAAUGAGGCGUGAGAGUGGCUUUUUUCAGGGCGUGUAUGCAAAUACCUGCUCUUGGGUGCUGAGGUGCAGCGCAGAAUCCUGCCCAAGGGCCACACACUGCUGGGCCCCGGUGCUGAUGGACAGUUUGGGAUUGUCCCAGCAUGACAUUUAAUGCUCACAAGGGUUAAGCCUAUAAUCCCUAAAAGAAAACCAAACCCCAGACCCAUGUGGGAGCUGCCUUUGGACUCUCGCUGGUGACACGGCUCUUGCAGUGUCACCGCUUCUGCCCCCCCUGCAAGUGAUUCACCGAAUCCGCCCCACAAGGUGCUGUUUUGGCACGGGGAAGAGCAGAGUCUCACCCUGCUUUUUGCCAGACAUUUGCAUGUCAUGAAGGAACCGAAACCCGGGGGCCGAACCUUUGGCCAAAAUGGGGUGCCAGAGGCAGUAAGGGGUGUGGUGGGACGCGUGCCCACGGCCUUAGCUCCGCGUUGGGCGCCUGCGCGGUGACUUGCCCUGGCAAAGCAUGGCCCAGCAGGAGACCUAUGGCAACUGGCUGGGUCCCUACCCAGCACAACCCAAGCGGCUGGUGAGACAAGCAGGAAUUUACUCUGUCGCUGGGAGAAUGACACCUGUGGGGGACUUCAGACCCGCAUCCUCAGACAGCUUUGAGGAUGAUUAUGACGAUGUCUCCCUGUCAGAGUUGGAUUGUGGCCACAAGCCACCACCAACCAGUGAAGAUCUACAGAGCCAGAGGAGCAAAGGAGGCACAGGGGUUUACAUCCUGGCAGGAAAACCAGCAUCUCCAAAUCCUUCCCAAAAAGGUGACCCAGAGCCCAGAGGCGAGCGGGGACGGAGCCGCAGGUCGGCGUCAGUGGCCGUCCUCUACGUGCUGGUUGCGCUGAGCUUCAUUGCGUGGGGGCUGCUCUUCACACUGGCCACGAUGAAGCAGAUGGAAAUCAUGGCGGAGUUAAAGCUCUUGAGGGCAAACGACUCGGAGAAUGAAGGCAGCGUGCAGCAGAAACUGUGGGAGACGCAGCGGGAGCAGAUGCGGAUGCGCAGCAGGAUGCACCAGUACUACGAGGAGCUGCAGGACAUCACAGCACUGAUCUGCAGAUCUGACCUGGACAGCAAGAAGUGCUCAGCUGGCUGGAAGAUCUUUGAGAAAAGCUGCUACUCCUUCUCGACAGAGACCACAAGCUGGCGGGACGCGAAGGAGAUCUGCACCGACCAGGGCGCUCACCUGGUCGUCAUCAACUCAGACCUGGAGCAGAACUUCCUGCGGGAGAACAUGAACAGCAGCAGCACGUACUGGCUGGGAGUGACGGAUGAGCAGGAGGAGGGCAACUGGGUCUGGACCAACGGGGAACACAGCAGUAUCAGCUACUGGAACACCUGGAAGGAGAAAAGGGACAAGGACCAGAAGGACUGCGGCAGCAUCGGCCCCGACGGCAUCUGGAACGACGACAGAUGUUCCCACUCCCACCACUGGAUCUGUGAAAGGUCCUGGAAUUGCUGAUGGCAGCUUUUAUCUCUUCCCCUCUCCCUCCCUACAAGUUUCCAGACUAUUUCCAAGGAACAUGGACAUUUCAGACACGGGGUGGAUGAGCUCAGGCAGCUCCCUGAGCAUCUGCAUGCUCCACACUCCCAGCUUUUUGCCUCUUAAUGACAUUCAGAUCCUUCUAAAACCCACUGAAAUCUCAGCCCAAACCAAGCAAAACAUGGGAUUUUCAAUUAAAAUAACU
This is a messenger RNA of Colius striatus (speckled mousebird), 1913 nucleotides long. Its product is annotated as CD209 antigen-like protein C. Lineage: Eukaryota; Metazoa; Chordata; Aves; Coliiformes; Coliidae. The coding region runs from base 695 to 1687 and encodes 330 amino acids. The transcript has 10 exons. The record is from RefSeq and is a predicted model, not a curated record.